Molecule: messenger RNA, 759 nt
Organism: Rodentolepis nana
Lineage: Eukaryota; Metazoa; Platyhelminthes; Cestoda; Cyclophyllidea; Hymenolepididae
Source: the annotation of a GenBank genome assembly
AUGCCUAGACAAGUUAUCAAUCAACCACUUUAUACCGUUAAACGUGCUCCUCUAUCACAAGUGAAGCUUAUUCCUGUGAGGAGCCUACCAAAUCAACCGCUGAAUCACCAAGCAAAUGGUGUUGUUGAAACUCAAGCUCCAGCAGAGCCUCCUGCGGCACAAGUAAGUGGAAAGGGUGUUUCUGUGGCCAAAUUUCUCAAUCACAUUUUGACCAGUUGGAAGGCAGCCACUGGUGAACGUGCACAAGUCGCACAAUUGGUCCAAGACCUUAUUGACGAUAAGGUUUCUUGUGAUGUCUUCCUUGUCCAAUUGUAUUUCCACUUGAAAGCUUCAAGGAGACAAGAUGUGGACAAUUUAUUCUACACUGGUCUCCAUCAACUUCGAAUGGACUUGAUUAAUGGAACUGCAGUGAUUGCUAACAUCAGACCUCCCAAUCCUAAUGUGCUUGUGGGAGCCUCAGCUAUAACCACCACCACCACCACCGGCAGUACAGUAUCGCAAGCUGCUCAACCUGCAACAAUUCAUACUCCGUCUCACUCCUCUGCUUCUCACAUUCUUCCUCGACCUCCACCUCCUGUUGUGCAUAAUCUUCCCCCCAAUUCCACUUUUCAACUCACCACUUCCUCUAAGCCCAUCCGUUCUGCUCCCUUACGGCCAAUCGCUCCACGUUUACAUACUUCUCUUUUCUCUCCACGUGCUGCAGUCACCAAUUCUCCUAUUCCUAACCGACCACUCCGACGUCUCCGACCGCUCCGACCU